Symbiodinium natans is the source of this 753-nucleotide messenger RNA. Lineage: Eukaryota; Dinophyceae; Suessiales; Symbiodiniaceae. The record is from the annotation of a GenBank genome assembly.
AUGGGUCGAGGACUGCCCAACCACUUGGCAUCGCUUCUCCGACAUGCGCCGGAGCUGCCGGAGCAGGUGCCUGGGAGCAAGCCCAAGGAAACCGGGCGAGCAGCUCGCAGACGCGCACAAAAUAAGCGCAAGGUCCAAAAGGCCCAGAAGGCGAGCCGAGAGCAGGAAGCAAAGGAUGCCAGAUCAGAUCGGGAGCAGGCGCGCGCUGACAAGAAAAACAUCCAGCCUAUUCAGCCUCCUGUGGAGGUUGCGGAUUCACCCCCUCCUUCCGCAAAAAAACGGCGAGCAAGGAAAGUUCUUCCAGCAGCCAAGAAAGCAAAAGCAGAAGCCAAAGAGACUGGCAGAGCUGUUAAGGGUACGCAGGCAAGCCAGACGGCAGCUUUGUUCGACCCAGAAGGUGCAGCUCGAGACGAGGCUCUGAUGCGCAAGCUCGAGAAGAAUUUGGGCAUCGCCCGGGAUCCAGCCAAAAGGAGGAAGGAGGAACGUAGGAUAUUUGAGGCAUUGGGCUUCGACGCUGCAGAUGCUGGCAUGGAAGAGCUUCCCUCCUCUGACGAGGGCCCCGAGGAGGUUGCCAGUUCACACGGCCCUGCAUCUGCCCGUCGUCCCGCAGAGGACAGCUCUUCUGCAGAUGCCAUGGCCAUGUUGCUUGAGACCAUUCUCGGAGGGCCAUCACCAACUGCGUCAACUGCCCCGAACGUCAAGAAGCUGAAAAGACGAGCAGCUAGAUCGCCAAAGGCAGCGCGUGGCACCUGA